UUAUUAGUUAACUGAACAUUGUCCGUACCGGUUGUUGUUUUCUGUUUUGUGCUGCAGUCAUACCGAUAAACCUUGAAUUAAUCUAUUCAUAUGUGUAGUUCGUGUGUGUUCGUGUGCUGUUUGCGAAAAUUACUAAUUAUUGAUACAUCUAUUACCGCCGAUACCGAAUAUCCACCCGGUUAGUCUAGGAAAAUGACGAAGAGCAAGAAAAAGAAAGGCCGCUUCUGACAAGAACAGUAAUAUAAAAGGGGAAGAGAUCGCUACCGCCUACAUAGUGACGCCGCCGGGCACGCCACCAAAAAACGGACUUAAGACCGCCAACAACUACGGCAAUGGCACGAGUGGAAGUUCCACUGUCCCCUGGGAACGGGAAAUCAUUGGGCAGUUUCUGCUGGAGAUGGGCGACAGUCAGAAGAUCAGUGCUCGCAAUGAUUGGUACGUGGAUAAGACGCAAAUGCGGAUGCUCUUCGAGGACUAUCUGGAAAAGAGUCCCAAAUACACGGAGCUUCGCCUUAAGCUGUCAGCCAAUGGAGCCUAUAAAUCUAGGAAAAUGACGAAGAGCAAGAAAAAGAAGUCCGCUUCUGACAAGAACAGUAAUAUAAAAGGGGAAGAGAUCGCUACCGCCUACAUAGUGACGCCGCCGGGCACGCCACCAAAAAACGGACUUAAGACCGCCAACAACUACGGCAAUGGCACGAGUGGAAGUUCCACUGUCCCCUGGGAACGGGAAAUCAUUGGGCAGUUUCUGCUGGAGAUGGGCGACAGUCAGAAGAUCAGUGCUCGCAAUGAUUGGUACGUGGAUAAGACGCAAAUGCGGAUGCUCUUCGAGGACUAUCUGGAAAAGAGUCCCAAAUACACGGAGCUUCGCCUUAAGCUGUCAGCCAAUGGAGCCUAUAAAAUGCCAUAACUGUAGAUACGGGGACUGGAUCAGCUGAAGUCCAGCUUAGGAAGGCCCUACAGCUGCAAAAAAAAACGUUUUUUCAAAAACAGUACCACCGCGAACAGCAGACUUUAAUUAGUAAAUUU
This is a messenger RNA of Drosophila miranda, 1026 nucleotides long. RefSeq lists its product as uncharacterized. The record is from RefSeq and is a predicted model, not a curated record. The transcript has 5 exons. Bases 398 to 907 code for a protein of 169 amino acids. Lineage: Eukaryota; Metazoa; Arthropoda; Insecta; Diptera; Drosophilidae.